AUUUAGACGCGGCUUUCCUUUCCUCCAAAGCCCCCCCUCUCUUCUCUCACUUCUCUCUCUGCUCUCAACUUUUCUCUCUGAUUUGACCGAGUUUCCCAACCCCCAUGCUCACUCGUUGACUCGCCGGAGCACCCGAUUCACCUGAACCCUAAGCUCCGCGAUGAAUAGCGCACCGCCGCGGAGAGGCCUCGAAGUCUACGAUUUCGUCGACGAGGACGAGUUCCCGGACCCGGUCGUCAAAUUUUCCGGCAAACUCAAAAACCCUAGCCGCGAGGACCAUCGGAAUUCGAAGGACGAGUUUCUCCAACCUGGUUCGAAAGAAGCCAACGUUCAAGCCAAAGAAAUCAGUAGCAUACCUUGUGUAGAAGUUGAUGAAGUUGACACUGACCACUGUUGUAAAAAUGCUAUUUCUCAUUCUCCUCGGUAUACAAUUGAAGAGAGGCUUGCCAUCGUAAAUGAUUUGAAACUCAGUGCUGCCACAGACUCCAGUCAUGAACAAUCUGAUUUAUGUUCGAAAGAAGCCAACGUUCAAGCCAAAGAAAUCAGUAGCAUACCUUGUGUAGGUGUUGAUGAAGUUGACACUGACCACUGUUGUAAAAAUGCUAUUUCUCAUUCUCCUCUGUAUACAAUUGAAGAGAGGCGUGCUAUCAUAAACGAUUUGAAAUUGGGUGCUGCCACAGACUCCAGUCAUGAACAACAAUCUGAUUUAUGUUCGAAAGAAGCCAACGUUCAAGCCAAAGAAAUCAGUAGCAUACCUUGUGUAGGUGUUGAUGAAGUUGACACUGACCACUGUUGUAAAAAUGCUAUUUCUCAUUCUCCUCUGUAUACAAUUGAAGAGAGGCGUGCUAUCAUAAACGAUUUGAAAUUGGGUGCUGCCACAGACUCCAGUCAUGAACAACAAUCUGAUUUAUGUUCGAAAGAAGCCAACGUUCAAGCCAAAGAAAUCAGUAGCAUACCCUGUGUAGAUGUUGAUGAAGUUGACACUGACCACUGUUGUAAAAAUGCUAUUUCUCAUUCUACUCGGUAUACAAUUGAAGAGAGGCUUGCUAUCAUAAAUGAUUUGAAAUUGAGUGCUGCCACAGACUCCAGUCAUGAACAACAAUCUGAUUUGGACAAAGUCAGUAACAUACUUUAUGCAGGGGUUGAUGCAAUGGACCAUGAUCAUUGCAGUGAUAGUGCUAGUUUAGAUUCCCGCCCGGGCACAAUGGAAGAGGAUCCGGCUACAAAAAAGGAUUAUUUGGAAUUGGAUGCUGCUACACAAUCCAAAUUUUUGAGUCAUGAACAACAGUCUGAAUUAGAUGACAAUGGACGCAGAAAGUUUCUUUCUGAAACAGAGACUGGCGGUUCAGAUGUUCCCUCACCUUCCCCCCAGACAAGCCAGUUAGACUGUGACCUUACAGUGUCCCCUUCCAGUAACGACCCAGUUGAUGUUAUUUCAGAUGCUGAUGAAAGCACAAGUGAGUCUCCAUCAAGUCCCCUAUCCCCAAUUGAAGAGGAUGACGGUUCUUUGGGUACUUAUGAAUUGGGUCAUUGCUCAGGCAAUUUUGAAAUGGAUAACAUAAAUAUGACGGUUGUUCUUUAUCCGGAUUAUGUUGUAUAUGGGGAUAGUUAUUGUACAGGAGCCCAGCAGUUAACCUUCUCUCACAGUUGCAUCAAAAUCAGUGGUUUAGCACUGUCUGAAAACGACAAAACUUUGAAUUUUGAAUGGGGAGUUGAUGAUCUUGUCAAUGUUGAGUGUCAGUGGGUUCAAAAUGCUGAGUUUGUCAUGAUAAAACUCCAUGUACUAUCAAAGGAUGCAGAUGGAGAUGAUGGUGCACUUGGUAUUUCAGGCAUUGAGGAGUUGAAAAUUGGAGUUGUUGAACCCAACUGGUCACAGCAACAAGAAAGAAUAGCAUGUUUGAAUGAUAAAUAUUUGGAUAUAUUGGAACCGGUGCAAAUAAGCAUGGAAGCGGACAAUUCACUUGGCCAGAGGCAUCAUUUUCCAAAUUUCGACGAGGAUUUUGAAACUGUUGUAUAUCCGGAGGGGGAUCCUGAUGCCGUUUCCAUCAGUAAGAGAGAUGUUGAUCUCUUACAGCCAGAGAUAUUUAUUAACGAUACAUUGAUCGACUUCUAUAUCAAGUAUUUGGAAAAUCGGAUUCAACCCGAGGAAAAGCACAGGUUCUACUUUUUCAAUAGUUUUUUCUUUCGAAAGCUGGCUGACCUGGACAAGGAUCCAUCCAGUGUUCCUGGUGGCAGGGCUGCUUUCCAACGUGUUCGGAAAUGGACAAGGAAAGUGGAUUUGUUUGAAAAGGAUUACAUCUUCAUCCCUGUAAACUUCAAUCUACACUGGACUCUAAUUGUUAUAUGUCAUCCUGGUGAAGUGCCUAGAUAUAAGGUUGGAGACUCAGGCAAGUCAGUUAAGGUACCUUGUAUAUUGCACUUGGAUUCUCUCAAAGGAAGUCAUACAGGUCUCAAAAAUCAUGUUCAAAGUUAUUUGUGGGAAGAGUGGAAAGAAAAGAAAAAGGAGACAUCGGAAGAAAUCUCAUCAAACUUUCACAACCUGCGGUUUCUCUCACUGGAGCUACCACAACAGGAAAAUACAUAUGAUUGUGGCCUGUUUUUGCUUCACUAUCUAGAGCUGUUUUUGGAAGAAGCUCCUGCUAUCUUCAAUCCAUUCGACAUAAACAAGUUCUCCACCUUUCUUAAUGCAAAUUGGUUUCUUCCUUCCGAGGCUUCUCUCAAGCGCACUCUUAUCCAGAGAUUAAUUUUUGAUCUCAUUGAAAAUCGUUAUCGGGAAGUCUGUUUGCCAGCUUGCAGUGAUGGAGAUCAGUCUAAAUAUCAGGGAUGUAAUCAGCUUGAAAUAGGUGCAAAGUUUCUUUCUGGAAGAUCCAGUCCUGCUAUAGCUUGCCAAGAAAAUAUAUCAACUUCUCAAGCAGACCACGGAAUCGAAAUGACUCUGUUACCCACAUCUUCUCUUAGGAGUUCUGAGUGUGUUAGUGAUGCAGGCCUGGUUCUCAGGGAAUUUUUUCAGUCAGGAGAAACUGCAGGUUCACUAUUUGGACAAUAUCAAUCCUUCGAACAGAAAUCGCCUUUUUACCAUCCUAAUGGAGCUACACCACCAGUAGAGGAAGAAACCCAAACUGGAGAGCAGUUUGCCUAUUUGGCUACGGGAGACACUGGCUUUCAAGAGAUGUCUACAAUCACAUCUCAAACUUGUGGUAUUCAAUGCUCUUCGAAAUCUUAUGGAGUUGAGACUUCGUAUAACUUGGGGGUGUCUGAACAGGCACCAAAUGGAAACAUUGAUGCAUCCCCUGACCGAUCAGUUUGUGCCUCUGAUCUUUCUGAAGGCAUAGAGAUCAUUGAAAAUGGUUCAGUUAGAGAAGAUUUAGGUCCAGGCCAGAAAGAAGAAAUGGAUGUACAAAAUUAUCCAUCAUUGGACAGUGUCACGUGUGUGGUAGAUGGCCUUGUUUCUGGUUUGGGUGAGGUGCAGAGCGGAUCCUUGAUUGAAGAAGGUUCUCAGGAUCAUGAAGGGGUGCAUGACGCACUUGAAAAUGGAGGUCCAAGUCGGAAAGAAGAAAGGGAUGUACAGACCCAUUCAUCAACAGAAGAUGUCUUGUGUCUAGCAGAUGGCCUUGUAUCUGGUUCAGGCAAUAUGCAGAGCACUUCUGUUACUGAAGAAAGUUCUCUGGACCAAAAAAAGGUGCAUGUUGGAAAUGAAAAUAGUGCUUCACUUCCCUUAUCCCAAGAAAUUUCUGAUAUACCCGUUCUUGAAGACGUUGACAUGGUAGGCAAUGGUACAAUCUCAUGUGAUAAUGGUUUGGUGGGCGAGUCACAGGAGCCAGAGUCUGAAGAGCAACGAGCUGCAAAAAGAAUGAGGCUUACACCUCCAGUUGAAGGGGAAAAAUGUCUCACAUGAAACCUUCAUGAGGAUUCAAAUUUACUGAUUUACUGAGGCCAUAGAUGACUCGUUUUCUAUCUCACGUAGUUGUUUGUGCAUAAGUAUGUGGUAGAUUAUUUUGAAUGCUGUGAAUAGUCAGGUCAGGUGGUGGCACCAAGGGUGUUAGUAUUGUCACCUGGGAAAGGGAGGAAAUUGAAUAGGAAGAAUAUGUUUUCAUGUGUUAGCCACAAACCAACAUUUCCUUGGAUCGAAUGAGGCCACAAUCCAAGUAUGAAAUUUAACCAUUUUUGUUUGUCUCAUAGUAUGGGCCCCUUCUCAGAUAAACAUAAUUUAUUUUGGAUUU
Molecule: messenger RNA, 4220 nt
Organism: Rosa chinensis
Lineage: Eukaryota; Viridiplantae; Streptophyta; Magnoliopsida; Rosales; Rosaceae
Product: probable ubiquitin-like-specific protease 2B
Exons: 19
Coding region: 161-3895 (1244 amino acids)
Biological process (GO): proteolysis
Molecular function (GO): cysteine-type peptidase activity
Source: RefSeq, a predicted model, not a curated record